AUGAAAUCAAAUAAAAAGUUUGAUGAUAAGAAAAGAAAAAAUGAAGCAGAUAAUAAUAAUAACAAGAAGUUUGUUUCGCCUUUGAGAGACAACAAAAAGGCGAAAUCAUCUAAUGAAAGUACAUCGACUGAAAUGGUCUUAAAGAAUUUACCUACUUCUAUUCUUAGUGUUAACAGCUUAUUACAAGUUUUAAUAUCUAGAAAAGGUCAAAGAUAUGAAUUGGAAACACCUGCAACCUUUGUAAAGUUUAAAAAUGAAGUUAAUACAUUAAAUAUUAUAGAUUCAAAGGUAUUAUUAUUCAAUAAUCUAUCGAAUAAAUCGAUUCAAGAUGAGAUAAGUUAUCAACAAUUCCUUAUCUCACUCAACAAUAUUAUUAUUGUAUACACUGACGGUGAGAAUCCAUUGGAACAACCUGAGGAGUUGAUGGUAGAUGUAACACCAUCAAAGAGUAUUCUAUUGAAAGCUGGUACUUCAGAUUAUACGACAUCCAAUGCUUUUGCAGAGUUUAUAGAUAAUGCGAUUCAGGCAGUCAGAAGCAAUCCAACUGGUGACAAGACAGUAAAGAUUAAUAUUAAGAAACCAGAUUCCAGAGAUUUAUCUUCUAUAUCAUUUUGGGAUAAUGGUUGUGGAAUGAGUAAAGAUGAUCUACAGAGAUGGGCGACAAUGGGUAUGUCACAAGCAGAUUUGGAACAAAAGUCACAAGACACCAUUACGAGUAGUGAUUCAGUUGGUUCAGACAAGACUGCAACCGGUAUGAUAUCGAGAUUUGGUGUUGGUGCAAAGAAAGCAGCUUUCUAUUUGGGUACUGAGAUUUUAGUGGUGACUAAACAAAAGUCCAACAAUUGGGUGAACGAAGCAACCAUUUCACUGGAUAUUCUCAGUGCGACAGGCGAUCAAGAGUGGAAAAUUCCAAUUAAAGUUCGUGAAUCAACCGCAGCGGAGCGUUCACAGCAAUUCACAGAGGUUACAAUCAAAAAUGUACCUAUCGUAAAGUUACUCUUGACACCGACUUCAACCUUUGAAGAUUCAAUCGUCUCACUGAAACGAGAACUAGCACACAUCUACUAUUACUAUAUACAUACGGAUCCUACCGAUCAGAGUCACUACCACUUUGAAGAGGAAGAGGACAGUGACGAAGAAGACAACACCUCACCAACUGAAAACGACAAGAAACCAAACGGAAAACCGCCAAAGAAAGGAGAGUACAAUCUAUUGUUGAAUGAUUUGGAUCUAGUCAAUAUUCCAGACUCUAUGGAGAGUCUGUACAUUCAGCAUGGCAAAAAGAUAAAGUGUUUCGAGUUGCUGGUCGACACUGGUGCCGGCGAGUUGGCAAAAGUAAAGUGUCAUCUAAGAUACUUCCCAUAUAUACAAGAGAAAGAAACUCUCCCAAUACCAUAUAGAGUAUUUUUGGAACAUCCCUGCGAGGAUUUCGAUCAACUACCACUUUCACUAAGGAAGCCUGGUUUCGAAGUGUUUUGGAAUGGUCGUUUGAUUCCCGAGGCACAUAUCGAACGACUUGGAUUCAUGGCAACUGGAGUUAGACUGGACGGCGAGAAAAUCGAGGAAAAGUAUGCACAACGUGUCAAGGGAGCACUCUUUUUAACAUCGGCAUUCCCAGUCAAUCAGAACAAAACACACAUCAUCAAGGAACAUCCUAUCUAUUUGAAUCUGGAAAAGUCUGGUUCGCGUAACAAUCAUAAUGAGUGGAAGAAGUGGAUUCUUCGAUGUCAUAAGUUGGACCAAGAUUUUCAGUUUGAAACAGAUGUCUACGAUGCAGUCAGUAAUCGUACCUAUUGCAAGUCGGUGUCAAUCAGUGGAUGUACAUAUUAUCGCGAGGACGGCAUUCAAUUGCUGACUCGUCCCGCUGUCCAUGGCACCAUCAAGCAAAUGUAUUUUUCUGGUAUGCCAGAGCUUAGAACGAGCAGCUUCUUCCUGACAAUCGAACGAUUGAACUAUAAGCCAUUGGAUCAGUUUGAAACGUUCCCAAUCAACAAGGUAAAAGGAAAGGUUGCACCUGCCGAGUUUGAGAAGCUUCGUGAACUGCAGAAACUAAGAAUGCCAUCGAGAAUCAAGAUUAUCGAAGCAGACAAAUCACCGAUUCCCAAGACAGAGUAUAUGACAGGCGACACAAUCACAUGGGUUUCUGUGGCGCUUCUCGAUAGUUCAAAGCCACCGAAAGAAGUGGAGAAGCGUAUCAUCGAUAUGGAGUCAAUCAAGAUCGACUUGAAAAUAGUUUAUCAGCCAACGAACGAGUUGGUUCUCAGCUCAUCAUCGUCUUCCUACUAUGAACCCGGAAGAGCAUCAUUUAGAUUGAGUUCGUUCCCGUUCAACAGAACCGGUGCCUAUGUUUUCACUUUUACAUGCAGCUAUCCAAAUGUCAAUCCAGCGACUCAUUACAUCAAGGUAUUGGCAGGCGAUCCCAAGAAAAUCUCUGCUGAAUAUCAGCUUGAAUCAGAUUCUCCAAGAAUUCAAUUGGAGAGCCCGUUGCCUCCCAUCAUUGUCAAAUCAUUAGACGAGCACUCCAAUGAGGUGCCUUUUUCAGACUUACCGGCUUUGGAGUAUACAGGUUCGAUAGUGGGAUCCAAAACAGCAGUUAAAUUUUCAAAGGAUUUCGAUGUCGAUAUUGUCGAUGGAAGGAUCAUGAUACAGAAUAUGAAGGUUAUUGGUGCGAAUCUAGGCGACGAUGGAGAGGCCAAUCUGGUCGUUUCACUCAAGUCCAAGGGAAUGUCUUGUAAGCUUGAUCCAAUUAGAUUGAUAUCUGGUCCACCAGUGUCAAUUUCAUUCGUAGAGGAUCCAUUUGGAGAGAAAGUGAUGAACCUAACGAGUGUGCCACCUUUCAGCUUGAUACUGAGAGACAAGAGUGGAAAUGUGUACAUUAACGAGUCGGCGCCAUCAGCUCCAGCAUCUCAAAAGCCACGAUCUAGAUCGAAAAAGAAUGCAAUAACAACACCCAGUGAAUAUAUUGUUGCAACCUCUACUGUGUUGGAAGAGAGCAUAGUGGUAACAAGCGAUGUACAAGGUUACUUUAAUUUCCAGGAUUCCAAGGCAUUGUUUAUCAAAGAAAAGAUUGACUUGCCAUUCGAGGAGACCGGUGCACCUCGUAGAAAGAGCACACCGACAGCUACAUCAACAGUACACGUUCAAUUUACAUUCUACAAGGAGAAAAAUGAGAUUUGUACAGUGGAGAAGCAAAUUAUAAUUACACCAUCGUCAAAGCCGGCCUUUCUCAAAUUGAUUCCACUGUCAGAGUCUUCAUUGUUUAGGUUGGAGGAGGACAGCUAUCGUGCAAUGUCUGGUAGUUCACUACAAUUCGGUAUCAAAGUCUAUGGUGCGGGUGGAGGAGGACGUGGACCGUAUGAGCUCUCAAAGCUAAAGGGCAAGAUUUCUACUAGCUGGCACCCAUCGUCUCAUCAGCUGGAGGUGGCCAUGAAUGGCGCCAACAUCUUUGAACUGCCCACUUUGAUUACCGACAAGAUAUCUCGUGCCAUGAUGCAUUGGGUUAGCAUCAAGACAGAUUGGGAUAUGGAUGAAAAGAAAGCAGAGAAAAUCGAUUUGAAGAAAGAGUUUUCAAUACAGACAACUGGUGGUGCACCCUCAACUUUCUUUUCACAGUUUGGAAAAGGCUUGCUUCCACAAAAGAUUCGUUGUGAUUCCGAGGUUUUAAUUGAUCUCAAGUUGAAUGACAAGCGAGGAAAUGUUGUUACACCAUCCGAAGCAAAGGCUGGAGUAGAGAUCGAACCGUACUUUGUAUUGAAAACCAGCAGCGAAGCACAGAACGCAGAGAUCAAGAGUUGUAUAAUCGAGCCGUUCAACACCGAGAAGAAUAUGUAUCCAUGUAGAAUCACCAUGAUUGGUUAUGGUGAACUGACACUGAUUGCCAAAGACAAACACAAUAAUGUAGCAGAGUUUCCGCUUAAAUUCACAAUGAUCGAGGGUACUGCUUCACAGGUGCGUGUCAAUGGACUGUCUAAACUCUCAGUUACAUGCUCACGUGGAGAUUACUUGGAGGAGAUCAAAGUCACUAUUUGCGAUACUCUUGGUAAUGUCAUUUCCAGCAAUGGUAUUGAAAUCGAAUACGAAUGGGUGAAUCUUCAGGGCAAUCCACCUCCACUUCAGAUCAAAUCGAAAACUCUGAUCAGGGCUGGUGUUGGAUCGAUCAAGAAUAUGGAUAUCACUGGUGUAGAGGGAACCUACGAGCUGAGAGUCAGCACAAAGAAUAUCAGUAUGCAAGAGGCAACCAUAUAUUUUAUUGUUAAAGGUUCUGCAACUAUACGUCUCCACAAUUCUGCACCGAUUGCAGUGAUCUCAAAUAGCAUUAUUCCGCCAAUUAAGAUAUCGCUUAUCAAUCCCGAUGGCCAAGCACUGGUUGUCCAAAAGUCAAAUGUUCGUUUAAUGCUUCACAUGAAGUCAUUUGUGUGUAGCUCAACGGAACUAGAUGGAUCGGUAUAUAUUUUCGAGGAUAUUCCAGGACCAAGAAAAUCUGGAGAGUAUCCACUCAAGUUUGUCUACUCUACAAGUGUCACCAACAAAGUGGAGUUUGAUUCUAGUUUGGUAGUUCUUCCGGAUAGACCAGUCAAGCUAUGUACAUCGUCGAUUAUUGCUCCUCAAACAUCAUCUGUUUUGGCAAAGGAUUUCGUAAUACACGCGGCCGACCAGAAUGAUAACAAAGUAUUGGUCAAUGGAAGUGUUUUUGCAUCGAUCGAGCUCUCCAAACAGCCACAGUCACAGUCCUCUUUCUUUACAAUGCCAGUGUUAAUCCAAACCGAUCCGGUACCAUUUAACAACGUAGGAGAUGCUAUUUUCCCUUUGCUGAGUCUGAGAGAAUCAGUUGGACUUUCACAGGCCUAUCGAAUUAGAUUCACCACCAACAUGAAGGAAAUCAAUUCACAUUCCAUCGAGUUUGUCUAUACCAACAGCAAGGAGGAUAUAGACAAGAAAGUUGAACUGGAAUCACAGCGUGUGUCUUUGAACAAAGAGAUCAACGAAGCUUCAUCACAAAUUGAUACGAUCAAGUCAACAUUGGCAAACUUUACUUCGAAAAAAGAACAACUAAGACUGCAAAUCGAAGAGUCAAAGAACAAUUUAUUAAGAUUCGACCCUUCGUUUGAUAAAUCAAAAGCCAAUCCUGAGGAGGUAAGAAAGACCAUUCAAGUUAUUUUGCAAGAGAUCGACGAUAUGAACUCCCAACCCAGAAGAGCAGCAUCAUUACCAUCCAAUCCAAUCUCAAGGGAGAUGUCUGAACUCGCGAGAUCCAGUACCGAAGAAACAGGAAUCAUUGGACUUGUUUUGGAUUUGUUUUGCAUCGAAUCAAAGGAAGAGGCCAGAGUAAUUUCCAAAAUGGCUGGAAGAAAGUUGGAAACAGUGGUUGUUUUAAACAAAGAUUAUUUGUCUCGUUACUAUACGCAAUUCCAACAUUCACGUAAUCCCGUCCACUUUAUGUCUUUGGAUUUGAUAUCGGCUUUUCAUGAUAGAAAUGAGCAGUCCUCGCAGUAUGACCAGCCUAGAUCAACCAAACUACCAUUGCAGCUAGUACCGAAUGCACCAACUCAAGGAUUCGUUGAUUUCCUUGUAAAUAGAAUACAGAUGAAAGAGAAGCACGAGAAAUUAAGAAGAUCACUUGGAUGGACAUUGUUCAAAGAUUGUAUUGUAUUCCAGUCGUUGAAAGAUGGUAUGGCUUACAGAGACUUUUGCAUGAAGAUGAAAAGGAAUUGUGGAACAAUCAUCGCAUUGAAUGAGCUCGAGUUGAUUGAGAGCAGUGGUAUGGUCAUGGUCGGAAAGAAGGAGACUGCCACUGACGAUCGUUUCCUGCUGGGCCAACUUCCCAUCAGCGAAAGCCCAGAUUUUGCAAGACUUCACCACAAGCGACAUCUUUGGGAAACUUUUAAGAGAGUCAAUCACGAGCAAUAUAAUUAUAUCAAAACCAAUUCACCAGGUGUACAGGACGACAUGAACAAAAAGGCAAAACUCGAAGAAAAGGUUGUGGAUCUCAAAAAUCAUUAUCAAAAUGUUUGUGAAGAAAUCAAAAAAAUCGAAUCGAAACUGAAUCAGCAAUAA
Molecule: messenger RNA, 6054 nt
Organism: Heterostelium album PN500
Lineage: Eukaryota; Evosea; Eumycetozoa; Acytosteliales; Acytosteliaceae
Exons: 5
Coding region: 1-6054 (2017 amino acids)
Biological process (GO): chromosome organization; double-strand break repair
Cellular component (GO): chromosome
Molecular function (GO): protein binding; ATP binding
Source: RefSeq, a predicted model, not a curated record